ACCCGUCAACUGGCAGCCCAAGGUUUUAGGCUGGACCACAGAGACAAACCCAACCCACUCAGUCUCAUUACACACAUCUUCGGCCAGUGAGUUUCUCAAGAAAAACCACAACCCAAUAAACCCACUUUUAUCUUUCUCUAUAAAUCCUUUUAAAACCUUCUCCAUUUCCUCUCGCCUUCAAUUUAUCUCACCUGAAAGCUGUCGUUGAUCUUUACUUGCUUCUCGUUUGAUUGUUGUUGUGUUCAGAUAUGGCUACAAAGAAGAGCGUCAGCAGUCUAAAGGAAGCAGAUUUGAAGGGGAAGAGGGUGUUUGUGAGGGUGGAUCUCAACGUCCCUUUGGAUGAUAACUCCAAUAUCACUGAUGAUACCAGGAUCCGAGCUGCUGUCCCCACCAUCAAGUACUUGAAGGAUCAUGGCUCCAAAGUUAUUCUUUGCACCCACUUGGGACGCCCUAAGGGUGUUACACCUAAGUACAGCUUGAAGCCUCUUGUACCUAGGCUAUCUGAACUUCUUGGUGUCCAGGUUAAAAUAGCUAAUGAUUGUAUUGGCGAAGAAGUUGAGAAACUGGUGGCUGAGCUCUCAGAAGGAGGUGUCUUGCUUCUUGAGAAUGUGAGGUUCCACAAGGAGGAGGAGAAGAAUGAUCCUGAAUUUGCCAAGAAACUAGCUGCUCUUGCAGAUGUCUAUGUGAAUGAUGCAUUCGGCACUGCUCACAGAGCCCAUGCAUCAACAGAGGGUGUGGCUAAAUACUUAAAACCUUCUGUUGCUGGUUUUCUAAUGCAGAAGGAACUUGACUAUCUUGUUGGAGCUGUAGCAAAUCCUAAGAAGCCAUUUGCUGCAAUUGUUGGUGGUUCAAAGGUAUCAACGAAGAUUGGAGUGAUAGAAUCACUCUUGGCAAAGGUUGACAUCCUUGUAUUGGGUGGAGGAAUGAUAUUUACUUUUUAUAAGGCUCAAGGGUACUCAGUUGGGUCAUCACUUGUCGAGGAAGACAAACUUGAUCUUGCAACUUCUCUUAUUGAAAAGGCCAAGACUAAGGGAGUGUCUUUACUGCUGCCCACUGAUGUGGUGAUUGCUGACAAGUUUGCAGCUGAGGCCAACAGCAAGGUAGUGCCAGCUUCCGCAAUACCAGAUGGUUGGAUGGGUUUGGAUGUUGGACCUGAUGCCAUCAAGACAUUCUGUGAAGCAUUAGAUACCACCAAAACAAUUAUUUGGAAUGGACCAAUGGGUGUCUUCGAGUUUGAUAAGUUUGCUGUGGGAACUGAGGCAAUUGCGAAGAAGCUUGCUGAGCUCAGCGGCAAGGGAGUAACAACAAUCAUUGGAGGUGGUGACUCGGUUGCUGCCGUGGAGAAGGUUGGGCUUGCUGACAAGAUGAGUCACAUAUCAACUGGAGGUGGUGCCAGCUUAGAGCUUCUCGAGGGGAAAACUCUUCCUGGAGUCCUUGCUCUUGAUGAUGCUUGAGCUGAGUUUCUCAUUUGCCUUUUUUGCGCAACUUUAGUUCUGUAAUAUGGCUGGUUUCACAGCCAGAGUGGAUUAGAGUUAUGGUAUAGAGCUCUGAGCUUAGGCUGUAGAAUUGAGUAAAUAAAUGUUUUCCCUUGAGCAUGUUCAGGGGGUUUGCUCUUGAGUUGGAUGGUUGGAAUGUUAUUGCUUUGCAAUCCAGUUAUAUAUGUGUUCUAUUUUUCUAA
Molecule: messenger RNA, 1678 nt
Organism: Manihot esculenta (cassava)
Lineage: Eukaryota; Viridiplantae; Streptophyta; Magnoliopsida; Malpighiales; Euphorbiaceae
Product: phosphoglycerate kinase, cytosolic
Exons: 7
Coding region: 249-1454 (401 amino acids)
Biological process (GO): gluconeogenesis; glycolytic process
Cellular component (GO): cytosol
Molecular function (GO): ADP binding; ATP binding; phosphoglycerate kinase activity
Source: RefSeq, a predicted model, not a curated record